Pochonia chlamydosporia 170 is the source of this 783-nucleotide messenger RNA. RefSeq lists its product as hypothetical. Gene Ontology annotation, cellular component: membrane; EMC complex. The coding region runs from base 1 to 783 and encodes 260 amino acids. NCBI's taxonomy places the organism in Eukaryota, Fungi, Ascomycota, Sordariomycetes, Hypocreales, Clavicipitaceae. Gene Ontology annotation, biological process: protein folding in endoplasmic reticulum. The record is from RefSeq and is a predicted model, not a curated record. The transcript has 4 exons.
AUGGCGCAACUCCCCGUGCAGACCCUCCAUCGGGAUCCCCAGCUAUUCUACUGGAUCCUGAUCCCCAUUACCGUCGUGAUGGUUCUCACUGGUGUUCUCCGUCACUACGCCUCCGUCCUCAUGGCCACGGCGCCCAAGAAGCUCGACGCCAGGGGCAUGCGGGAGCAACGGGCUCUAGCUCAUGGCGUGACCCUCCGUUCCAACUACCACGUUCUCUCGCAAAAGUCCUUUGAGCAGCGUCGCGAGACUCUUUGCGCUGGCUACGAGUCUGGCGCAUACCUCAAGGAGCCGGACCGCAAGGGCCAACCACCCGCGAACCCGCUCACCGAUCCCGGUGCGAUGGAUGGCAUGAUGGGCAUGAUGAAGAACAAUAUGGCUAUGAUUAUCCCGAAUACGCUUAUCAUGAGCUGGAUUAAUGCAUUUUUCAGCGGUUAUGUCAUUAUGAAACUGCCAUUCCCCAUCACCAUCAAGUUCAAGAGCAUGCUGCAGGCUGGUGUGCAGACCAAGGAUAUGGACCCCCGCUGGAUGUCGAGUAUCAGUUGGUACUUCCUCUGCAUCUUUGGUCUGCAGUUUGUCUACGUCUUUCUCCUCGGAAGCGAUAAUGCUGCCAGUCAGAUGGCUCAACAAAUGGCCGCCCAGCAAAUGCCAAUGAACCCCAUGGGUGGCCCUGGCCAGGACCCCGACAAGCAGUUCAAGGCUGAGGCUGAGAAUUUGGCCGUCAUCGAGCACUACUCGGUGUUGGAUGACGUUGAAGAGCGCCUUCUUCAGGGUAUCAAGUCGUAG